This is a messenger RNA of Nyctereutes procyonoides (raccoon dog), 3830 nucleotides long. It is a transcript of the gene TLR4, whose product is annotated as toll like receptor 4. The transcript has 3 exons. Lineage: Eukaryota; Metazoa; Chordata; Mammalia; Carnivora; Canidae. Bases 264 to 2765 code for a protein of 833 amino acids. Gene Ontology annotation, biological process: immune response; toll-like receptor signaling pathway; defense response to Gram-negative bacterium. Gene Ontology annotation, cellular component: membrane. The record is from RefSeq and is a predicted model, not a curated record. Gene Ontology annotation, molecular function: lipopolysaccharide binding; transmembrane signaling receptor activity; lipopolysaccharide immune receptor activity.
UGCAGACAUUUUGUUCUUCUUCUUCUAACUUCCCCUCCUGUGACUGGGGACAUAAAUGUUCGAGAAACAAAAGCCCAGAACGCUAAGGUUGCCACUCUCACUUCCUCUUGCCCCUUAACUCAGCAGCAUUGCUUUCAAUACAGUAAUUGUCCCGGGGCAACCAGCGGGGGAGAGAAGGUCGCAGAGCCCUAGCGGCCACCCCAGGAGGUGGAUACAGCGUGUCAUGUUUCACAGAGCCACUUCUGGGCACAGAAAAUGCCAGAAUGAUGUCUCCUACCCACCUGGCUGGGAUAUUGAUCCCAGCCAUGGCCUUCCUCUCCUGCCUGAGACCUGAGAGCUGGGACCCUUGCGUGCAGGUGGUUCCUAACAUUACUUACCAAUGCAUGGAGCUGAAUCUCAGCAAAAUCCCCAACAACAUCCCCACAUCAACCAAGAAACUGGACCUGAGCUUUAACCCCCUGAGGCAUUUAGGCAGCCAUUGCUUCUCCAACUUCCCAGAACUGCAGGUGCUGGAUUUAUCCAGGUGUGAAAUUCAGAUAAUUGAAGAUGAUGCAUAUCAGGGCCUAAACCACCUCUCCAUCUUGAUAUUGACAGGAAACCCUAUCCAGAGAUUAUUUCCAAGAGCCUUUUCUGGACUAUCAAGUUUAAAGACGCUGGUGGCCAAGGAGACAAAACUAACAUCUCUAGAGGAUUUCCCCAUUGGACAUCUCAAAACCUUGAAGGAGCUUAAUGUGGCUCACAAUCUUAUCCAUUCCUUCAAGUUACCUGCAUAUUUCUCUAACAUGCCAAACCUGGAGAACGUGGAUCUUUCCAAUAACAAGAUCCAAAAUAUUUAUCGUGAAGACUUGCAGGUUCUACAUAAAAUGCCACUACUCAACCUUUCUUUAGACUUGUCCCUGAACCCUUUAUACUUUAUCCAACCAGGUUCCUUUAAAGAAAUUAAACUCCAUGAACUGACUUUGAGAAGUAAUUUUGAUAGUACAGAUGUAAUGAAAACUUUUAUUCAAGGUCUGGCUGGCUUGAAGAUCAAUCAGUUGGUUCUGGGAGAAUUUAAAAAUGAAAGGAACUUGGAGAGCUUUGACAAUUCUCUCCUGGAAGGACUGUGCAAUUUGACCAUUGAAAAAUUCCGGAUAGCAUACUUUGAUAGCUUCUCAGAGGAUACUACUAACUUAUUUAACCACUUGGCAAACAUUUCUGCAAUUUCUUUGGCGCAUCUGUAUUUAGACACACCAAAAUACCUUCCUAAAAAUCUCAGAUGGCAGCGGUUGGAAAUAGUUAAUUGUAACUUAGAACAAUUUCCCGCAUGGGAGCUGGACUCUCUCAAGGAGUUUGUUCUCACUUCCAACAAAGGUAUAAGCACUUUUGCUGAGAUGAAGAUGGAAAGCCUUGAGUUUCUAGAUCUCAGUAGAAAUGGCCUGAGUUUUAAGACUUGCUGCUCUCACUCUGAUUUUGGGACAACCAGACUGAAACAUUUAGAUCUGAGCUUCAAUGAAAUCAUUACCAUGACUUCAAACUUCUUGGGCUUAGAACAACUUGAAUAUCUAGAUUUACAGCAUUCCAGUUUGAAGCAGGCCAGUGAUUUUUCAGUAUUCUUGUCCCUCAGAAACCUCCGUUACCUUGAUAUUUCUUAUACUCGCACUGAAGUUGUUUUCCAGGGCAUUUUUGAUGGCUUGGUCAGCCUCCAAGUCUUGAAAAUGGCUGAUAAUUCUUUUCAGGACAACUUCCUUCCCAAUAUUUUCAAAGGGCUGACCAACUUAACCUUUCUGGACCUUUCUAGGUGUCAUCUGGAACGGGUGUCCGAGGAAGCAUUUGUCUCACUUCCUAAACUUCAGUUGAUAAAUAUGAGUCACAAUAGCCUCUUGUCAUUGGGUACACUAGCUUAUGAACCUCUCCUCUCCCUCCAGAUCCUAGAUUGCAGUUUUAAUCGAAUAGUAGCCUUCAAGGAACAAGGACAACAGCAUUUUCCAAGUAAUCUAGUUUCCUUAAAUCUUACUCGGAAUAACUUUGCUUGUGAUUGUGAACAUCAGAGUUUCCUGCAGUGGGUCAAAGACCACAGGCAGCUCUUGGUGGAAGUUGAACAAAUGGUGUGUGCAAAACCUUUAGACAUGCAGGACAUGCCCUUGCUAAGUUUUAGGAAUGCCACCUGUCAGAGGAGCAAGACUAUCAUUAGUGUGUCAGUUUUCACUGUGCUCAUGGUUUCUCUGGUAGCAGUUUUAGCGUAUAAGUUCUAUUUUCACCUGAUGCUUCUCGCUGGCUGCAAAAGGUAUAACAGAGGUGAAAGUACCUAUGAUGCAUUUGUUAUCUACUCAAGCCAGGAUGAAGACUGGGUGAGGAAUGAAUUGGUAAAGAACUUGGAGGAGGGAGUGCCCCCCUUUCAGCUCUGCCUUCACUACAGAGACUUCAUUCCUGGUGUGGCCAUUGCCGCCAACAUCAUCCAGGAAGGCUUCUACAAAAGCCGGAAGGUUAUUGUUGUGGUGUCCCAACACUUCAUCCAGAGUCGGUGGUGCAUCUUUGAGUAUGAGAUUGCCCAGACUUGGCAGUUUCUUAGCAGUCGUGCUGGCAUCAUCUUCAUUGUCCUGCAGAAGGUGGAGAAGUCCCUGCUGCGGCAGCAGGUGGAGCUGUAUCGCCUCCUCAGCAGAAACACUUACCUGGAAUGGGAAGACAGCGUCCUGGGGCGGCACAUCUUCUGGAGACGGCUCCGAAAAGCCUUGCUGGAUGGUAAACCGUGGAGUCCAGAAGGAACAGAGGAUGCAGAAAACAGCUAGCAUGAAGCAGGAAACUCUGCUUGAGGAUGAAAAGCUCCUGCGGUGCUUCUUGCCCAGCUGGACCCAGUACUUGUUCAGUUAGCGAUGUACCUGCCACUGUGCUAAGGGCGGAUGAGUCAGUGGUGCACGAGGGCUGCAGGACUGCCAACCUCAUGGAGUUUACAGUGCAGAGGGAAUAAUGCUGUGCUAAACCACAGAACCUCCAGGUGGAUGCUUCCACCAAAUCAGCUGAGGAGUCCAUGGCUGAGUCCAUGGAAAGUCAACUCAAUUCUUACCCCAUCAAACUGAGUUAGAACUAAGAGACUGGGUCCCAGAGAGAUCAGGGAAGAGAUAUAGUUCUUCAACUGAGUCUCUGGAGUGGAAACUACCUCAUGACAUGCUAGCUCUCUGAAAGCUGUUUGGGCAGUUUUAACUGAACCAGGUCUUUGCCCACUUUUCCCUUUUCUAUUGAAUGCAAUUGAAAUUCCGCUUGAUGACUCAAAAGGAUCCUGAUUCAGAUCCCUUCCCCACUACUCUAAGCCAGUUUCCUUACAAAGGCUAAAUAAAGUCUAGCAACUAGUUCCAAAGGAAUUCUGAUUAACGCAUAUCCACAAAUAUCCUGGCCAUUCUUUGGGAUGUUCUAUUUAUUAACUAAUUUUGCCUGAUACAUUUUUGUUUUUAUAAAAUCCAGUUCUCAUUUUUCAUGUCUCCUCUAUAAACUCUUACCGUAAAUAAGGCUGUUAGAGACAUGCUGGAAAUUUCCAUAUUUAAGCACUAUCAUUCAAGCGAAUAUGUAAAAUACACUCCAUCAUUUUGUCACUUGAUGUCACUCUAAAGUUAUUACCUACUAAGUUAUGACUGUCAUGAAGGAAACAUUAAAAUAAUUUGGUUGAAAGUGGCACUCAUUGUAAUAGAGAGAGACAAGUCCAAAUUUCUGGUCUAAUAAUGUGCAAUUCGGGGCUAAGGGCAGACCAAGAAAUGGGAUGACCUGGAGGUCCCAGAAACAUAGGGCUGAUAUGGCUGAGGUGACCACGUGACAAGAGCUACAGCAGUUUCUUCUGCAGGAAAUGAGUAUUUUCUGAUGGA